CGGGGAUCUAGGGUUUUAGCAACUGAUGGCAAUGGAAGCGAGCGCCGCCCGGGGCGAGGCGCCGAAUCUGGCGAUGGCUGGAAUGCGCUCGCCCGGGGGCCUCCGGGCGGUGUCGCGGCCGCUGGUAGAUCGCGCUCCAAUCGUCGUGCGGCGGAAUUCAUUUCGCGGUGCCGCGGCAUUCGUUUCUACGAUUGGUGUCUUGCUGGUGUCAAAAUUGUUCUUUAGAUGGGCUUGGCAGUCGUUGCAAGUGGCAGCGUUUUGUCAUUCGGCUAUGACGCUCCUCGGUCGUAAGUUCCGCGGCCAUCCUCCACAGGAGGCGUUUCUGGGAUAUGUCGCUACUCCUGUAACGACACUUACGAUUUCGAGACCGCUGAUCCAGUGGAUUUUUCCCGACCUGUAUCGGACUGCUCGUUUUUGGAGACGUUUGCUUCCUAUAUACACAAGGUAUAUGAUCACAAAGCUGAACGCACGGAACAAGAGCCGAGACGAACGGGAUAAGUUAUGGGAUAAACGGCACGAGUGGGGAGGGAAGAUGGUCCACCAGCUUGUGCUGGAUAUGAGUGGAUUUUAUGUGAAGUCUGCUCAAAUCCUUGCUUCUAAAGCUGAGUUUGUUCCAGGGCAAUGGAGAAAAUGGCUCUCGAAACACCUUGACGAUGCGCCUCCAACGCCUUUCUCGCGGGUUAAAAAGAGUAUCCAGAAGGAGCUUGCAUUAUGCCCGAAAGGCAAGGACUUUGUCACCCCACUGGAUGCACUUUUCUCGGAUGUUGAGGAAGACCCGAUUGCCGCAGCGUCGAUUGCUCAGGUUCAUGGGGCCACGCUAAUCGACGGAACACCGGUUGUAGUUAAAGUACAACAUCUCGGAAUGGAUACUAUAAUGCAUUCUGAUCUACGAAAUCUUGCAAGGGUGGCUCGUUUUCUAAAAGGACAGCUACCAGUCGAUCUCACACCGAUUGUGAAAGAAAUCCAGGCGACAAUACCUCUUGAAUUUAACUUUGAACGAGAAGUCUGGUUCAUGCUGCGUAUUAAAAGUAGCCUUGAAACCCAUGGAUUUUCAAGGAUUGUGUGUCCUUCGCCAAUUGAAAAUCUUUGCACGCGGCGACUUAUAGUCAUGGAGAGGCUUCAUGGAACACCAUUUACCCACAUUCUGCAUCGUAAUGCAGACGAGUCUUUGCAACCAAGAAUACCAAAACUAAGAGACGUGGUAAAAAAUCUCAUAGAGGCUUACGGUCAGAUGAUCCUUAUAGAUGGCAUCUUCCAUGCUGAUCCGCAUGCGGGAAACUUACUCUUAUUAACAGAUGGUCGGCUCGGUCUUCUGGAUUUCGGCCAAAGCAAGGUGCUUGGUGAAGAGUCACGAAAGCAAUUUGCCAGAAUGGUCAUUUCACUGGCAAGUGACGACGCUGUAGCUGCCGCUCGGGUCCUUUGCGAAAUGGGAAUCGUUUUUGAGGAUUCUUCUUCGCCUUCAAAGGAAGUGAGCGUCGAAGUGCUCGUCAUGAUGGCCAGGAUGCUCUUUGAUACGUGCUACGUCGAAGAAGCAACGGUGUCACCCAUGGCCGAAAACUCCAUCCUACGGAAGGUCCCAAUGCGUUCCUUCAAUCAAGAGCUUUGGCUGGUUGUUCGUACGAUCCUGAUGCUCCGAGGCUUGCUCUUUUCGCUGGAAAUGGAUGAAUCGUCAGUGGCAAUUUGGAAACCAUAUGCGGACGUAGUUCUCAGGUGAACUCUGUUUUGUUUUGACAAAUGGUUCAAGAUAUUAAUAUAAAUAAUGGUGGUUAUAAAUAAACCACAAAUAUUUGAAUUAA
Selaginella moellendorffii is the source of this 1796-nucleotide messenger RNA. RefSeq lists its product as uncharacterized. The transcript is spliced from 14 exons. The record is from RefSeq and is a predicted model, not a curated record. The coding region runs from base 26 to 1714 and encodes 562 amino acids. Lineage: Eukaryota; Viridiplantae; Streptophyta; Lycopodiopsida; Selaginellales; Selaginellaceae.